Molecule: messenger RNA, 4164 nt
Organism: Erythranthe guttata (spotted monkey flower)
Lineage: Eukaryota; Viridiplantae; Streptophyta; Magnoliopsida; Lamiales; Phrymaceae
Gene: MLH3
Product: MUTL protein homolog 3
Biological process (GO): mismatch repair
Cellular component (GO): mismatch repair complex
Molecular function (GO): ATP hydrolysis activity; ATP-dependent DNA damage sensor activity; mismatched DNA binding
Source: RefSeq, a predicted model, not a curated record
GAUAAAAACCGGGGUCUUCCACCGGUUUCCAGUUUUUUCGGUCGAGCCGACAGUUUUGCUCCAUUUUCAACCGGUCCGGUUAUGACAAAAAUGGUUAAUAGUUCCAUUUUCAAAAGGAUAAAUACAAUUAAAUUACAUAAUGAAUUGAAACUGAACUAAAGAAAGACACGUGCCAUAAAGAGACCCACCCACGCGACCCAAUAAACCGGUGUUGCAUCGCGGAAGCCGAUUUGACUCACCACGCGCGCACCCAACCGCCAUUUUUCAUUUUUGAAAAUCAAACCUUGAACCCUUCCUUGGGUUCGGCUUUUACUGCUCUUCCCUUCCCUUCCAGAAUCAAAAUUAAAACCCACAACCCCCGUUUGAUUCUCCUACAGUUCACACGAUUCGUGUUCUUUUGGACUCAACGAAUGAGCAGCCUACCCAGAUGAAGAGCAUUGAACGUUUGCCUGAAGCCAUCCGCAGCUCUGUGCGUUCUGGGGUUGUAAUAUGUGAUUUGACGCGGAUUGUUGAUGAGCUUGUUUUCAACAGCAUUGAUUCAGGUGCUACAAAGGUUUCUGUGGCUGUUGGCGUUGGUAGCUGCUAUGUUAAAGUGCUGGAUAACGGAUCUGGUAUUACACGGGAUGAACUGGUUUUGGUGGGAGAGCGAUAUGCAACGUCAAAAGUUAACCACUUAACUCUAGUGGAUAGUGGUACUGAAAACUUUGACUUUCAAGGGGAAGCCCUGUGCUCAAUAUCCGACAUUUCUUCGUUGGAGAUUGUGACAAAAGCACGUGGAAAGCCAAAUGGAUACAGAAAGAUAAUGAAGAACGGUAAGUGUUUAUUUCUUGGAAUCAAUGACGAUAGACAAGAUGCAGGUACUACAGUCGUUGUCCGUGAUAUAUUUUACAAUCAGCCAGUUCGAAGGAAGCAUAUGAAAUCCAGUCCGAAGAAGGUGUUGGACUCGAUCAAAAUGAGUGUGCUCAGGAUUGCCCUUGUUCAUAUUAAUGUCUCUUUCAAAGUUUUGGAUGUCGAUAGCACGGAUGAGCUGCUUCAUACAGGACCAUCAUCUUCUCCUCUAUUAAUACUUUCUAGUCAUUUUGGGAUUGGAAAUUCAACCACUUUCUACAAAUUGAAUUUAUCUGAUGGUGAAUUGAAACUUUCUGGAUAUAUUUCUGAUCCUCGUGAAUUUCUCUCUCUGAAGGCAAUCCAAUAUGUUUAUAUCAACUCACGAUUUAUCUGCAAGGGACCAAUUCAUAAACUGUUGAAUCAGUUGGCUGCUAAAUUUGAUUUGUUGGGUUCCUGGCAGCUUGCCACUAGUUCCGAAAACGAGAAGAGAAAUAAGUAUGACACGUGUCCAACAUUCAUUUUGAAUCUUCACUGCCCAAGAUCGUAUUAUGAUAUAAUCACUUCUGACCGAUCAAGGACCUCGGUGGAAUUUAAGGAUUGGGGUCCUGUAUUUACUCUCAUCGAGAAUGGUGUCAUGCGUCAUUGGACAGGAAAUAUCUCUCAUGAAAUAGAUAUAUCAGAUACUUUUGAAAGUGGAAAAAAGAGGUGCAAGAAACAGAACUGCCAAACUCCUCUAGAUUUUCGCUCGCCACAAAGGAAGAAGCUAUGCAAAAAUUAUGAUAACAUGCCAUCUUUGUAUGAGUGUGUAUCUUCAUUUGGAAAGCCUUCAAGAAAAGUUCCUGAGCUUAAAAAGCACCAGACAGAGGCAGGUUUAACAUCUGAAAUUGACUACCUGAGCCAAUCACGAGAUGUAUCUCUUACCGGUUACAACGUGACAACAAAAGAGGAGAUUAGAAACCUUCUAUCUCCUCCUCGCAUUGUUUUCUCUCCAGUUCAUGUCGCAUAUCCAUUUAGUGAAAAAGAGUAUGUCAUGUCAUCUUCAGCAUUGGGGACUAUCUUACCGGAAUAUGAUGAUAAAAUAGAUGACAUAUCAAGAGUGAGCGAGGUCUCAACUGAUUGUCUUGAACUCAGUGAUGAUAUUCAUAUUGACCAGGAACCGUGCAAAUCAUUUCUACGAAGUUGCUCCUUUGAAAGGAGCUUGCUUCAUGAAAUAAAAUCGCCUGCAAGAGAUGAAAUUUUUGAGUUUGCUACUGAUCAUGUCAGAAAUCGAAAAAGGUGGAUCGAUUCUGAUAAUAGCAUGAUAGAUGAAAUUGACCUCGCCAUCUGUGGAAGAGAUCUACAGUGCAGUGGGGCAUCACCAUUUCAGUCCUUUCCAAUGAGUCAAUAUGACAUGCAUGAAAUAUCAGAGCUUCCAGUAACAGAUUGGGUGAAGUCAUCGUCAGUGUUUAGAAAUAAUCUCUCUCACUCCUCUAAAAGGGCUGGGGAAUGCACUUCCAAUUGGCAGUCUUUCAGGUCUGGAUGGUCUCCCACACCAUCAGAAGAAAUUAUCAAAUUUCGUGAUGAUGAUGAUGCUGCUAUUUACAAAAAAAAUGUUGACUGUUGCUCUGAAUUUGGUACCAGACACGGAUAUUCUGCGAAGGGAGACAAUGAAGAUUUCAAUUUAAACAGUAAAGAGAGUUGGCUGCAGCAAACCUCCUCCAUUAUGAACUUUUCCCCUUAUAAUAAGAGUGAAAUUGGUGAAUUUCAUGGGAGACGUGUUGAAAAUAUGUUCUCUCCUAAGCCUUUCAAAAGAUCUAGUGCAACAGAUUUGUCACCUUUACACUUGUCCGGUGAAAAGAGUACCAGUAAUUACUCAGUGCCAUCACUAUAUGACACUAAUCCAGCAGAGCAUGAAUGUGGAAGACCUGGUAGUAGGAAUCAUGAGAUUAUGCCUAACAGAAAGAACAGCUUCAAAAGAAGCCAUUCAGCUCCACCAUUUUUCAAACGGAGGAAAAGAUAUUUUGACUUGACUUAUUCUUCCACUAUGUCUGCAAAAAGCGAAGUCCAGAGGACACGUGUAGCAUCAUAUGCGGAACCUACUAGUACCAGUCAAGGAGAACUUCAUGAAAGAAGAAGUAGGGAUUUGAAAUAUUCAAAGAGAUCAUUCGGUCAAUACCACCCUUCUCCAAUUGAAAGAUCAGUCAUGGUUUGCUCAUUUCCCGAAAGAUCAUGUUAUGAAAUCACACCUGAACCUGAAGUUGUUGCAAAUCCAAAUGGAGCAACAAAAAAUAAAGGGAAAUUAAUCGACAUAUCAUCUAAAAGUCCUGAUUUGAAGGAAAUUAAUGAUUCAGUUGACUCUGGGUGGAAAUGGCGAAAUUGUUGUUCCCCGACGACACUUCAUUUGACUAUGCAGGGUGGAAGCGUGUCUGAUGAUAUAAAAAAUCAGGAUGUUAUCCUUGACAUCUCCUCAGACAUGUUGCAUUGUGAUUCCUUGGUUCCAAAAUCCAUCGACAGGACGUCACUUGAGGACGCCAUAGUUCUCAAUCAGGUUGAUAAGAAAUUCAUUGCAAUUGUGGCAGGAAAAACACUUGCUAUGGUCGAUCAGCAUGCUGCUGAUGAAAGGGUUAGACUGGAAGAAUUACGUCACAAGGUGUUAUCUGGGGAAAUGAAGACAAUCACAUAUCUGGAUGCAGAGCAAGAAUUGGUCUUACCUGAAAUUGGUUAUCAGUUACUGCACAAUUAUGCUGAACAAAUGCAGACUUGGGGUUGGAUCUGCAACAUUCAUUCGCAGGAUAUGAAUUCCUUUACAACGCAUUUAGAUUUUCUACACAAGCAGCCAACUGUUGUUAAACUUCUUGCGGUACCGUGCAUUUUGGGUGUUAAUCUAACUGAUAUUGAUCUUCUAGAAUUCCUUCAACAGCUUGCAGAUACAGAUGGGUCAUCAGUCAUACCUCCUUCCGUUCAUCGCAUCUUGAAUAGCAAAUCAUGCAGAGGUGCAAUUAUGUUUGGAGACACUUUGUUGCCUUCAGAAUGUUCACUCCUUGUUGAAGAACUGAAACGAACAUCACUUUGUUUCCAGUGUGCUCACGGGCGACCAACCACUGUACCUCUUGUGAACCUGAAUCUAUUGCAUAAUAAGAUUGACAAGCCUUUAUUAGAUGAGUCGUGGCAUGGCUUACGACGGCAUAAACUCAGUUUGGAGCGUAGUGCCCAGCGUCUAAAGUCUAGAUAGUCGUUGUGUAUGCUCUAAAUAAAUCGGUGUAUAUAGUCUUAGUUUAGCAUAUGGGACCACAUUACUACAGUGUAACUACACUUGACUAACGUUGUGCAUAAAAAUCAUAAUAUUGUUGGAUGAAA